AUUUUAUCCGCUUAUUAUAAGUAUUUACAAUAGGAUAAUUGAAUGUGAUCAUAGUAUUUUCUUUUUUUGAUCAAUCCUCCUUUUCUAGCAAUUAUGAGUAAAUCCAAGAGAUAUAAUAAGAUAUUGAACAUAAUUGUCAACAUCAAUGAAGAUCGUUCUGAGGACACCUCCGAAGAAGAUCAAUAUGAAUUAGACCAAAGCGAAGCUGACAAUGAAAGUUCUGAAUACACUGAAAGUGGAGAGAUACAAGGACCUUCGGGUAGUGAAGAUGAAAACUUCUUGAAAGUGUGUCGGUACAAGAGAAAGAUGCGUAUUUUUUCUAGUUCUAACUUCGAGGAUGAAAGAACGAGUAUUCCAAGCACAUCUCAAAAUGUAAUGGGUGAAAUUGAAAUUGCAAUUGACAGGACACAGUGGAUAAAAGUGAAAGCAGGCAGAUCUAGGGGUAGGAUGCCCGUUCGUAUGAUAUUCAAGGAUAUCGCAGGACCUACUAGCUAUGCUAAGAGAAAUAUUAUGUCGGGUUCUAUAACUAGUUCUUUCGAAUUGAUAAUUGACAGGCACAUAAUGGAACACAUAAAAGAUUGCACUGAAACCGAGACUCAUCGAGUUUUGAAAAAAGACGGACAAUCACAGUUGCUGAGUUACGUAGUUUUCUAAGAAUUCUAUAUGCCCGGGGCGCAUGUGAAGCGAGAUCAUUGAAAGCCUCCGAAAGAUUACAAACAGAUAAAUUUGCGCUAAUAUCCGAAAUAUAGAACAGAUUUACAAGUAAUAGCCAGGCUUGUUACAAGCCAUAUGAAAAUGUCUUAAUAGAUGACCAAUUAUUUCCAACGAAAGCCCGAUGCAAGUUUACGCAAUAUAUGCCGAAUAAGCCUUAUAAAUUUGGCAUUACGUUUUGGUU
Molecule: messenger RNA, 895 nt
Organism: Bombus impatiens (common eastern bumble bee)
Lineage: Eukaryota; Metazoa; Arthropoda; Insecta; Hymenoptera; Apidae
Exons: 1
Coding region: 94-654 (186 amino acids)
Source: RefSeq, a predicted model, not a curated record